Messenger RNA from Glossina fuscipes, 716 nucleotides. Its product is annotated as tctex1 domain-containing protein 2-like. Gene Ontology annotation, biological process: microtubule-based movement. Gene Ontology annotation, cellular component: cytoplasm; cytoplasmic dynein complex. Bases 233 to 637 code for a protein of 134 amino acids. The transcript is spliced from 2 exons. Gene Ontology annotation, molecular function: dynein intermediate chain binding. The record is from RefSeq and is a predicted model, not a curated record. NCBI's taxonomy places the organism in Eukaryota, Metazoa, Arthropoda, Insecta, Diptera, Glossinidae.
UGAUAAGUUUGUCAUGAACUCUGCUACAACAGGGUGUUCGAAUAAGAAAAAUUUAUUUAUUCUGCGUGAUGUUGUUUACUUCAAACUCACAAAUUAAGCAAAAAUUUAGAAUUGUUUACGCCGUAAUUUGUAUAUUUCAGAAAGAAUUUCUAAAAGAAAAACUAAACUAAAAUUUGUGAGAAAGCUUUUUAAAUUUUCUUACUGUGUGUUAGUAGAUGCGAUAUUGGGAAAGAUGCAGAACGAUCAUGAAGGUUCAGCUUUACGAAAGGCACCGCAAAAUGUGGCAAACUAUAAAAUGAGACCAACGUUGGAUGAAGUCUUCAAAACACAGAGUAUACGAGAUAUUGUACGCGAAAUUGUUCAGGAGAAAUUGCAAGGAAAAGUAUACAAUGUGGAUGAUGCCGGUCAAUGGUCUCGCGAUAUAGCCGAUACUGUCAACGUAACUGUUAAGGAGCGACUUUUAAUGCCACGUUAUAAAUAUGUAGUUCAAGUAAUGAUGGGCCAACAAAUGGGAGCUGGGUGCCAUUACUUUGCCAAAUGUUAUUGGGAUGUUGAAUCCGACUCACAUACAUCGUUUACCUACACCAAUCCUACAUUAUUUUGUGUUUGUACUGUUUUCGGUGUAUAUUUGUAUUGACUUGUCCUGUAGGCGCAAAGAAUCCUAGUCUCUAUUUUGUUGCUUUAAAUAAAUUUUUUACUUUUGCAUAUAACGUAAA